CUUUCCGCCUCCCCUCAAGUUUCUCCUUCUGUCUGAUUAAAUGAGAAGGAAGUGUGGGAGUGGUGGUUUUGAAGCUCUCCCUUUAAGAGGCAGCCUGCAGUGACGAAUUGUUGAAAUUGCCAUUGCAGGAUGGCAUUCCGCUAUAAAUUCAUUGUUCCACCUCCUCUCAUCUUCACAUUUCUCUCCCUUCUCCUCUUGUUCACAUCGGCAGACUGGGGAUAACAACAACAACAACAGGAAAGAUACAGGGAGGGGGCUUUUACAGAAAUCCAGGACGUUUUCCGCUUCUUGGGCUUCUUUUCUUUUUUUUCUUUUUUUUUUUUUUUUCAUUUUUAACCAUCUCACCGGAGACGAUCGAGGCGGUUUUGGGUGCCUGAAUUUCUUCUCUCCCCUUCUCCUCCUUCUCUUCAAAACUAAAGAGGGCAAAAGAAGGAAAGGAGCCCACCGGAGCCCGAGAAAGUGCCGAGUCGCAGCAGACCUGCCCCUGCUGCUGCUGGUGAUGAUCCGGUGACUACAGCAGAGAAGUGGAAGAGGAGUGGGAAGUGCUCAAACUUCUCGACUUGCCGGCUCCGAGCCGUCUCUCCUCCUUUUCCUCUCUCCUCACUCUGCCUCCCCGGCAGCAGUGAUUUGGGAUUUUUUUUUUUUUUUUUUUUUUUUUUUUACCGCUUUCUCUCUCUCUCUCCCCCCUUCCAUGUGCGCCCGGCUCUUCCCUGCAGAGAAACACAAAAGUUCACACGCGAACUGCUUUUGUUGACAUUUUUUUUCUCUCCCACUCACACUUGACUUCGGGAGGGAGAACUUUUUUUCCUUAUUUUUAUUUUUUUGUUUGUUGUUGUCGUUCCUUUUUUUUUUUUUUCUUUUUUUUUUCUCCCUUCCCCGCACCUCUCCUUUUCCUCCCAUCCCUCAACUACGCUGCCCCGCUCCGCCGGCCGGCUCCCGUUAUUACCAUCAUUAUCACCACCACAAUUGCCAUUGCCGCCGCCCCGCUGCCCCGCGCCGAGGCGAGGAUGCUGCCGGCGCUGCUGUGGCUGCUGCUGGCCGCCCGUGCCGGCCGCGCCGCGCCGCCGCCGCCCGCACCUGCCGAGCCCGGCGCGCCGCCCGCCCGGCCCCCCGCCCCCGGGCCGCCCCGCGGGGCCGUGCGGCGCCUCGACCCGACCUACGCGGGGGGCGGCAGGGCGGGCUACGUGCUCUACGCCGGGGGACAGCGCUUCCUGCUCGACCUGGAGCGCGACGGGCCGCGCUGCCACUACCGCGGCACGGUGGACGGCAGCCCGCGCUCGCUCGCCGUCUUCAACCUCUGCGGCGGCCUCGACGGCUUCUUCGCCGUGGGCCGCUCCCGCUACACCGUGCGCCCGGCGCGCCGCGGGCCGCGCGGGGAGGCCGCGGCGCGGAUCUACGGCGAGGGCCCGGCCCGCGCCCCUCACGUCUUCCGCAGGGAGAGCUUCAGCUUCGAGACGGUGCCGGCCCGCACCAGCUGCGAGACCCGGGACCCCGCCAGGCCGGCGGGCGGGGACGGGCGGCGGCGGCGGCGGCGGCGCUCCGUGUCCCGGGCCCGGCAGGUGGAGCUGCUGCUGGUGGCCGACGCCUCCAUGGUGCGCAAGUACGGGAAGGGGCUGCAGCACUACCUGCUCACCCUGGCCUCCAUCGCCUCCCGGCUCUACGCGCACGCCAGCCUGGAGAACCACGUGCGGCUGGCCGUGGUGAAGGUGGUGGCGCUGGGCGACAAGGAGAAGGGGCUGGAGGUCAACAGGAACGCAGCCACCACGCUCAAGAACUUCUGCAAGUGGCAGCACCAGCACAACCGCCUCGACGAUGACCACGAGGAGCACUACGAUGCCGCCAUCCUGUUCACCCGCGAGGAUUUAUGUGGGCAUCAUUCCUGUGAUACCCUGGGAAUGGCAGACGUUGGGACCAUCUGCUCCCCCGAGCGCAGCUGCGCGGUGAUUGAAGACGACGGCCUCCACGCAGCUUUUACGGUGGCUCACGAAAUUGGGCAUUUGCUUGGGCUUUCCCAUGAUGACUCCAAGUUCUGUGAGGAGAACUUUGGCUCCAUGGAAGACAAGCGCCUGAUGUCCUCCAUUCUGACCAGCAUUGAUGCUUCCAAACCCUGGUCCAAGUGCACUUCAGCAACUAUCACAGAAUUCUUUGAUGAUGGCCAUGGGAACUGCCUGCUGGACCAGCCCAGGAAGCAGAUCGUGGGCCCCGAGGAGCUGCCGGGGCAGACGUACGACGCCAUCCGGCAGUGCAAGCUGGCGUUCGGCGCCGAGUACACCGUGUGCCCCGGCAUGGACGUGUGCUCGCGCCUCUGGUGCGCCGUGGUGCGCCAGGGACAGAUGGUCUGCCUCACCAAGAAGCUGCCCGCCGUCGAGGGAACCCCCUGUGGGAAAGGAAGGAUCUGCCUCCAAGGGAAAUGUGUGGACAAAACCAAGAAGAAAUACUACUCUGCUUCGAGCCAUGGCAACUGGGGGUCUUGGGGACCCUGGGGACAGUGCUCCCGUACCUGUGGGGGGGGAGUUCAGUUUGCCUAUCGCCACUGCAACAACCCAGCCCCCAGGAACAACGGGAGGUACUGCACAGGCAAGCGGGCCAUCUACCGCUCCUGCAACGUCACCCCCUGCCCCGCCAGCGCUAAAUCCUUCAGACAAGAGCAGUGUGAAGCAAGGAAUGGCUAUCAGUCUGAUGCAAAAGGGGUCAAGACUUUUGUGGAAUGGGUCCCCAAGUACGCUGGAGUACUGCCUGGAGACGUCUGCAAGCUCACCUGCCGAGCCAAAGGAACCGGUUAUUAUGUGGUAUUUUCUCAGAAGGUCACUGAUGGCACAGAGUGUCGACCCUACAGCAACUCAGUCUGUGUGCGAGGGAAGUGCAUCCGAACGGGCUGCGAUGGCAUCAUCGGAUCCAAGCUCCAGUAUGACAAGUGUGGGGUGUGUGGAGGAGACAACUCCAGCUGCACAAAAGUCAUGGGAACCUUCACCAAAAAGAGCAAGGGCUACACGGAUGUGGUGAAGAUCCCAGAAGGGGCGACCCACAUCAAAGUGCGGCAGUUCAAGAGCAAGGACCAGAGCAGGUUCACAGCCUACCUGGCCCUGAAGAAGAAGAACGGGGAAUACCUGGUCAACGGGAAGUACAUGAUCUCCACCUCGGAAACCAUCAUCGACAUCAACGGCACCGUCAUGAACUACAGCGGCUGGAGCCACAAGGAUGACUUCCUGCACGCCAUGGGCCACUCAGCCACCAAGGAGAUCCUGAUUGUGCAGAUCCUGGCCACCGACCCCACGCAGCCCGUGGACGUACGCUACAGCUUCUUCGUGCCAAAGAAACAGGGCCAGCUGGCAAACUCUGUCCCCAGCAGCGGCGGCGGCGGCAAAGUGACAGCGCAGGCCGCGCAGCCCCGCUGGGUGACGGGGCCGUGGCUCUCCUGCUCUCGAACGUGCGACACGGGCUGGCACACCAGGACUGUGCAGUGCAAGGAUGGGCACGGCAAACUGGCCAAGGGAUGUCUGCUCUCCCAGAGACCCUCAGCGUUCAAACAGUGCUUGCUGAAAAAGUGCUAACCUGUGGUGGCGAGCUGCUUUCAAAGAGGUUUGAGUAAGCCGUUGUUGGCGUGCUGGUGUCAGGUCUGCCCACACAGACGGAAGCAAAGGCUUCAAAGUACUUGCGUUCAGUCUCUAAUUAUGGGCAGAAUCUGCCUGUUUGGACCAAAUGAAGAUGUGCACUGCUUUAAAUAAGAGUAGGGUGGUCUUAAUACGUCAAAGAAAGUAAGCGUUAAAGUUGUUAUAAGCCCUCUGUCUGCAAAAACGUAGAAUAAAAUAAUGCAAAAGAAGAAAAACUAGUGAAUGGAGGAUCCUGGGAUAUUUGAAGGUUACAGAAUCAUCUCCCCUUUUUCACCUACCUCUACUACAGUAUGUCCUUAGGAAAUGUCAUGUGUCCCCAUGAUCCCACAGUAGCUUAUUUUAUACUGUUUUGUAAAUAUCUUUCAGUUGGUAUAUCACUUUAUAUCACUUCCUUCUAUUAAAGAAAUCAAAAGACAAAUUACAUAAGCAAAAUGAUUGACCAAAGUAUAUCUGCAGCCCUUGUGGACUUGGUCCAUCCUUCAGAAAGGGCCACAGAUGUUUUACUGGAAAAUGAAGAGCUUGCUGCUGGUUUUUAAAAAUGAUACCUUUUGGUUGUGACAAAAGGAAAUACGUCUUCACGGUAGGAAUUUCCUGACAGUAUAUAAUUAAUGUCUGACAAAUCCUGUGUUUCCACCCCAAAAUUCUCAGGAGGAGCCUUGAGCCUUGCAGCAGCUUGCAGAGCAGGGAACCCCCCAUUGCUCCAGCAGCAGGAGGAGUUUGUGUACACUGUGCUUGGGAACCUCCCUGGUUCCAGCUGUGUCACAGCCUGGGCUCCUUGCUGUCACUGAGCACGAGCUGCUCGAGCUGCUCCUCUCCAUGAAACAAAGGCAUACUGUGCUUUGUAGAAAACUAGUUAGAGAACCAAAACUUACAGGUGAGGUAAUCAAGUGUCUUCUGACUCAGAUGUUCUGAGGCUGUGUUCAGCUACUUUCUCUGGUAUUUUCUCUAUGGCUUCUACCUUGAAUUUAACAAUGUGUAAUGUACCUACAUCUUUUCAAGAGGCUCUCAAGGUCAAAAAACACAGCAAGCAGUUAAUAUUUUAUCACUGUUUUGUCCAUCGUGUCUAACUCUGGUAUUCAUCUUACCAGCAAAAGUUUGUGGCUAUUUGUCUUUUUUUUAAUUGUUUUUGUUUGUGUUUUGGGGUUUUUUAAAAGCUAUAGAAGGCAUUCAUGUUUUGUAUAUCUACCACAUUUGGGAGGAAUAAGGGUCAUUAGGAAGUCAAACCACAUCAGGAUGUGGAGGACUUGUCCAAUAUCAAUAAGACUGUUUCCACAGCACAGGCAGUAGCUGGUAACAGUUUCCCUUGGCAGCAAUUCCUGAAUCCUGUUAUUGUCUUGUGGAAGUUCUGUGACUGAGGCUGGGCAUUUCACCUUGUGCAGGUGGAGGCCUGAGAGCAGCCCUGGUAAAAUUGCUCUCUUUAAUAUCAGCAGGUUUUGAAUUAGACCCUAAGGUAACAGGUACCAAAAUAAGUGGUAAAAAAAAAACACUGAUGAAAGUAGAACCCCAUCUUUUACUCCUUUGUUCAUCCACACAGGAGAGCAGGAGACUGCAGGAGGAUUUUCAGACAAGCCUCAGCUGUAAGUCAGUGGUACUUCAGCAGUGAAACACCUCAGGCUCUUCUGAAAAUCCCAGGCAUGAAAUCAGCAGGGAAAACUCACUGGAGUGUGGAGCAAGAAGGGCAGGUCUGACUCCAGGCUGACACAAACAUGUUUUUGCAACUGUGGCAUGUUUGUGUGAACUCUUAAUAAUCAUGUGAUUAUUUCAAAACAGCAUAGAGUUGCUACAUCUACAACUGUGAAAUCUGGAGAUGGAUCUGUUUUUUUACCCUGUUUUAAAUAAACAGUACCAAGGGCAGGGCCUCCUCCUCUGUUAUAUGGAUUGCCAACAAAUGUUAUUAAUCAGCUUUCAGAAAUGGUGUGGCCUUCUGUUCAGGAGUAGAUCCUGUGUAAAACUGUGGAUCUUUAGAAAUACUCCCCAUUUGUUCUUGGUCUCAAUCUGAGAACUGAGAUCAAGGCUCAGAUGAUUUGCAGAGUGCUGGAAAGUAAACAUUUAUGCCUCCUCGGCCUGUUAAAAUAAGAUCACUUUGCAAUGCCUUAUUUUUCCUUCCAAGUAACCUAAUCUUGAUGCUUAUAUAUGUAUUACACAUGUCCUAGAACCUCUCCAAAAAGUCCAUAACAAAUAGAAACCAUCAUGAGAGGAAAAAAAAUCAGGAGAUUGAAUGUGUCUCAGCAUAGACAACAUUUGUCUCAGCAUGCAGCUGCUGCAUUAAGUGGUGUUUGUGUUCUGUCACAAUAGAGACAGAAUGUGCAAGUAUUUGUGUUUGCAUCAUGGUAAUAAUUUAUUAUAUAUUCAGCAGGCUGAGUAAAGCUUUUGGAUGCUAUCUAGGCAUGCCAUAUGCGGGUAUAAAUACAGAGCUUCCUUAGACCAGGAGUAUCUUUUAAAAAUUAAAAGAGUUUACUUAGAAAUGAAUACAAGAACAAACCACUGCAGUGAUUUUCACCAGUGCAGCAAUGAAGCAAAUUCACACAAGCAAAGAUAUGAGGGGGCAAAGGAGACAGACCAAGGCAGAACCUGAAAAAUGUAAGAUAAAGGUUAAGCCAACACCUGCUUAUUCAGGUGUUCCUAAAUCAGAGUCCAGUUCCAAACCAUGGCUGUCCCAUGUACCUGAUGAAUGAAGAAUUGGUGCAAGGUCUGUUCUCAGCCGAAUCCCGUGUCACUCACACUGUGACAUCAUUGUUUACAUUUCUGCCCAAUGUUGCACAUCUGGAUUCAGGAAAUGCACCGAGGGGAUGGAAACCUGGAAUUCUGCUCUCGGCACAGCCAGGAACCAUCUCAGUGUUAAAUUCACUCUGACCUUGGGACAGGCUUCCAAUGUCCAUGGGUAAAUUUGGACCCCUGAGCAUCAGUGGAGUUUAUAGCAUCUGCUUUUCAAGUAGGAUAUUCUCAUUAGGAAAAAAACUGGCAUCUUUGGUUUGACUGUGUACAAGAAAUUAAGUUUAGCUGCCCUCCUGUGGAAACAGUUUUAUCACAAGGGGAAGAGGGAAUAAUCUUGUGGAUUAAUAACAACUGUUAAAAAAAAAAAAAGCAACAUAGCACUGAAAAAAAUAAAAUAAUUUAUUGUUUUUACAACUGGUAUGUGAACGGAUGUAAUGAAUUUAUUUAUUCUUAUUUAACAAAAUGCCAAUUGUGCAAAUUCUAUAUUUAAAAUGUUUUGCCAUCGCCUCUGUCUCUCUUUCUGGCUCUCUUUUAAUUUAUGCUUCGGGUUUGUGUUGAAAGUACGCCUUGUGAGUUUACAUAAUAUAUGGCACUGGUCAUUUUUUGUAUGAUUUUAUUUAGACUUUCUGCAUGGAACAGGAGUAUAUGUGUAUACACACAUGUGUAGAUGUAUUCUUUUUCUGCUGCCACCUUUUCCUUUGAGAAGUUGUAGCUUUUUAAUUUGACAACACUUUGUGCUCCAAGCUCCUUGCUACAUUUCAAAAAGCUCUGAACAAGCAAGUCCCAAAGGUCUGCAGACCAAAAAAAGUCCUGUAGUGGCUCCUGAAGAAAUCAGAAAACAGAUUGGUGUCUCAAAGGCAUGUGCAAUUCAUGCUGGAGGCCUCAGUGAUUGACCCCCCAAAGCUGAUCCUACCCCUUGCUUUAAUUGUAGCAGAAUUUAAGUAACUGGGAGUCCAUGGGAGUGAAGUUCCUCUGUGUUGCCAGCACUCUUCUCUCAUGCAGCUUCUUAUGUUUAAGUGACAACACUACAGAGAAAACUCCUGGGUGUCUCUAUAAAAUAGCUUGAUAAACAAAUGAUUUGGUUUAUGAGGACUGAACCAUUAAAAAACACAUUUUUUUCUAUGUUAUCACUGGUUAUAUACAUAUAUAAAUAUGCAUAUAUGCCUAUAAAAAGUCAAAAGCCAACUUGGAAGGCUUUCCAGUGUUUUACUUAAUUGUAUUUCAGCUCUUUGCACCACAUCAGGCAAAGAUAGAUUAAAAAAAAACAAAACAAAAAUCAGCAAAACAUGUUUCCAUGAGACUAAUACCUGUUUUUCUUCCAGUCCAACUAGUUCAGAUCUCAAGGGAAUAGAAUUGGGUGCACUGUGAGGGGAAAAAUGUGAUGUGGACAAACCUCCAGCUUUUCUGCAGUCAGUUCAUUGACCAACACAAGUGGCUCUGCAAGGGCAGUAGCACAGCCUGCACAUGAACAGUUCCACUCUGCUGGAAGUCACCUUGCUCCCCAGUGCCCACCUGAGUUCAAUUCCAGCUCAGCCUCUCUUCUGUCACCCAGGCACUGCCCAAAGCCAGUCAGCCACGAGGCUUUAGAGGGAUUGGGGAUGGCCACUGGGUGAUGCUUCCUCUCUCAAGGCCCAAUCCAAAAUGCCAAGGAUUACAAGCCUGGCCUUUGAUGAUUUUAAGGGCAGGCUUUGAACAGGGUUUUACCAUUAAUUGUGGGCUUUCAGCAGCAAGUUCAGGGAAUGUUUCUCUUCAUGCCAUGCUGUUGUCACUGAGGAAGUGGAGCCUAUAGCAAGAGGUAAAAUUGAAUUCUCUGGGCAUAGGUUGGAAUUUUCAGGGAAAAAAAUUAACAUGAUUUGGAGAAUCCUUUCCUUUUUUUCAUUAAAUGAUUUGAUUUUUAUAGAGCUGCCAGAGUGCCUCACUGCAUUCAUACUUGCCAUGUGCAACAUUUUCAAGGUUUUUUUUCCUAUGGGUGCCCUUACACUAACUUGUAUAGUCAAGCUACUUCAAUUCUUGUUUCAAACAACAUUGCAAAAUCAUACACUUCUGGUUUAUUACACCCACCAGCAAUGUCUCUUAAUGUAAGAGAGAUUAUUGGGUCCUCAGCUGGCACCCCAAAAGGGGUCUUAGAAGGUUUAAACACAAGUUUUCAGUGAUAAAAUUUGAAAAGCCCUAAACCCAGGUGAGUGGUGCAAGAGCUCUUCCCCACAGCACACCAAACACCCCAACACCAUCCCACUGCUCUGCACUCUGUGAGUCACAGGACAAAACUCACAGCAUCUUUUGCCCUGGAAAUUGUCUGUGGAGGCUCAGAGCCAGUGUAAGGACAGUAAAAUCCUCUCCCCAGUCAUCAUAGACGGUGUUCAGACACCUGUGGCUAAGUGCAGGUGCAUAUUUUGUGCGUGUGCUUGUGUAUGUGAGUACUUGAGUCUCCAAAACUCCCACUCACAGAGGGAAAAAGGUUACACUGGAUUUAGUAAUACCUACAUAAAUUUGGAGUUACUUCAUGGUAUCAUUUGGCUUUGCUGGAGGUGCUUCAGACUUACACCACUGUGACAGCAUAGUUUUUUCUUUAUUUAUAGUAGCUGGUUUACACAAUUUAUCAUGUGAACUGUGAAAUCUGCAAAUAGGUUAUCUUAUGAAACAUAGUGACAGGCAUUGUUAAAAUCCCAUCAGAUACAGGAAAUAUGCUGAAUUGAGUAAGUUGGAGACAGGGUAUAAUUCUGUAGAGCAAUAAAUUUAACUUCUAUUGCCAGGUCAUCUGCUUAGCAUCAGAUAAGAGAAAAUGAAGAAGGCAUUGCAGUUAAGAGUAAGGGGAAAGCACAAAGUUUGGGUUUGCUUAGUUUACUUCACAUGACUCUUUGUACACUGUCGGUGUCAGCAUAUUGUGGGAAGUCACUUUGUCACCUGGCUGAAAUACCAGUACCCUUUCAGAAACCAAGAUGUGUCACAAAACCUAUUUUUCAUCCUAGUCUUUGUCUAAUCAGAGGGAUUUAAUAUUUUUAGAGCACCACUGUGUCAGCCAGUUUACAUCAUAAAAAUGAGUUGCUCAAAAUAUAAAUUCAUUUGAACUGAACUGUGCAAGGUCCACACUGUACAAUGACACACAGAAGGCCAAUAUUUUGUUUUGUAAACUAUUACAUAUGUACAAUUUACCAGUUGUAAUCUUAAAACACUUGACUCUGUGAUUUCAGUAAAAGUAAUAAAUACAAACUGUAUCAUAGGUCCAAAA
Messenger RNA from Taeniopygia guttata (zebra finch), 9555 nucleotides. It is a transcript of the gene ADAMTS5, whose product is annotated as ADAM metallopeptidase with thrombospondin type 1 motif 5. Gene Ontology annotation, biological process: proteolysis; extracellular matrix organization. The record is from RefSeq and is a predicted model, not a curated record. NCBI's taxonomy places the organism in Eukaryota, Metazoa, Chordata, Aves, Passeriformes, Estrildidae. Gene Ontology annotation, molecular function: metalloendopeptidase activity. Gene Ontology annotation, cellular component: extracellular matrix.